Messenger RNA from Rhinichthys klamathensis goyatoka, 1725 nucleotides. It is a transcript of the gene lcat, whose product is annotated as lecithin-cholesterol acyltransferase. Gene Ontology annotation, molecular function: phosphatidylcholine-sterol O-acyltransferase activity. NCBI's taxonomy places the organism in Eukaryota, Metazoa, Chordata, Actinopteri, Cypriniformes, Leuciscidae. Bases 52 to 1368 code for a protein of 438 amino acids. Gene Ontology annotation, biological process: lipid metabolic process. The transcript has 6 exons. The record is from RefSeq and is a predicted model, not a curated record.
ACAGAUAGCGCUGGAGUGAGAGGCAGCCAGAAGAACACAGACACAAACACUAUGGGAUAUUCGCCUUCCUUCAGAUGCAUUGCAAUUCUUCUGAUUGCACUGCACCAGACCUCUGGAUUCUGGUUAUUUAACGUUAUCUUCCCUCCGACAGCCAAACCACGCGUCAUAAACAAUAGCACUCCUCCUCUUAUCAUAGUACCUGGAAAUUUGGGUAAUCGCCUGGAGGCCAAAAUAGACAAGCCCACACUAGUGCACUGGAUGUGUUACAAGAAAACUGAGGACUGGUUUCCUCUCUGGAUGGACCUGAACAUGUUCAUGCCCAUUGGAAUUGAUUGCUGGAUUGAUAAUAUAAGAAUUGUGUACAACAGGACAAGUCGCAAGACAUCGAACGCACCCGGGGUGGAGGUCAGGGUCCCUGGAUUUGGACAGACGCACCCUAUAGAGUUUCUUGACAUAAACAAGCUGACUGGUUACUUUCAUACCAUGGUUCAACAGUUGGUCAGCUUUGGAUAUGUGCGAAAUGAGACUGUCCGUGGUGCUCCGUAUGACUGGAGAAUCGCUCCAAAUGAGCAGGAGGAGUAUUUUUCACGUCUGAAAAGCUUGGUGGAAGAGAUGCAUGAUGAGUACAAGCAACCAGUCUACCUUCUGGGCCAUAGCAUGGGCAACAACUACAUCCUGUACUUCCUCAACCAGCAGACUCAGGACUGGAAAGACCAUUACAUCAAGGGCUUCAUCUCUCUGGGAGCACCUUGGGCAGGCGCUGUGAAGCCCCUCAGAGUCUUAGCAUCAGGUGAAAAUGAUGGCAUACCCUUCGUGUCCAAUAUAAAAAUCCGCGAAGAACAACGGAUGACGACCACAAACCCGUGGAUGAUCCCUUCUGAAGAGGUGUGGCCCAAAGACCACACCUUCAUCUCCACCCCCUUUUUCAACUACACCAAUCAGGACUACCAGAAGUUUUUUAAAGACAUCGACUUUGAGGACGGCUGGUACAUGUGGGAGGACACCAGAAACCUCACAGCCGGCCUGCCCACACCUGGAGUUGAGGUCUACUGCUUCUACGGGGUGGGACUCCCUACUCCCGUGACCUACGUGUACGACGAGCUGUUUCCAAACGCCGACCCCGUAGAUAUCCUUUACGAUGACGGCGAUGACACCAUCGACAGCCGCAGCAUGAGUCUCUGUAAGCGGUGGAUAGGGAAGCAGGAACAGGCCGUGCAUGUGACAGAGUUCAGAGGCAUGGCUCAUUUGGACAUGGUCUUUAAUCACAAGGUGCUGACGGCAAUCCAGAGAAUUCUGGAGGGAAAGUACCAUGAGGAAAAGCAUGUCAGCUUUGAACAACCUCCAUCUCUUAGCCUUAGUUUUGUGUGACAUAUUCACAACUGCAUUAUAAGUGCACUGCAACACUGUGUAUAAAGGUAUUGCUGGGUUCACACCAUGUUGUAAUUACCGUAAUCACGAGAUGGCAACCCAAGGAUGUGUUUUUUUAUGAGUCGGAAUCUCAUAAUUACAGUAAUUCCGACAUGGCGUGAAUGUCUUAAUGAUCUAUUUGUAUUGGUUUAUAAUAUAUUAAUAGGCAUGAUAUAGUCGUAUUUUUUCUUUGUUACAGUCUAGAACUGUAUUUGUAUUAUACAGAAUUUAUCAAAUGUUUUUAAUCUGUACAUUAAAGAUUGCAGACACCAUAGCUCUUAAAGUGUAAAAUGUACUGGAUGUUUAUGUUUUAUAGCA